Colletotrichum chrysophilum is the source of this 1659-nucleotide messenger RNA. RefSeq lists its product as uncharacterized. Gene Ontology annotation, molecular function: serine-type carboxypeptidase activity. Bases 1 to 1659 code for a protein of 552 amino acids. The transcript is spliced from 7 exons. Gene Ontology annotation, cellular component: fungal-type vacuole. The record is from RefSeq and is a predicted model, not a curated record. Gene Ontology annotation, biological process: proteolysis. Lineage: Eukaryota; Fungi; Ascomycota; Sordariomycetes; Glomerellales; Glomerellaceae.
AUGAGACUCCAGAAUCUCAUCGCCGCUCUCCUCGCAUCAUGCGUGACACCAACACUCACUGCCGUCUUGCGACCAAGACAGGCGCCGGGUGCUGCUGAGGGUGUGACGACGAUCACCAGCCCUGGAGGUUCUCAAAUCCGUUUCAAGGAGCCUGGAAAAGAGGGAAUUUGCGAGACCACGCCGGGGGUCAACUCCUACAGCGGAUACAUCGAUAUCGCCCCUGAUGUUCAUGUGUUCUUCUGGUUCUUUGAGUCGCGGAGAGACCCUGCAAACGACCCUGUAACACUCUGGCUCAACGGUGGUCCUGGAUCCGACUCUCUCAUUGGACUGUUCGAGGAGAUCGGACCUUGCGAGGUUGUCGAGAAUAUGACGACAGUCCUGAGAGACUACUCCUGGACUGAUAUUUCCAACGUUCUCUUCCUCUCUCAGCCAGUCGGAACAGGCUUCUCCUACAGCGAGAAAGAGGUGGGUUUCCUUGACCCAACCUACCUCCUGGUGGACAAGGAGCCCGAGAGUUCAGAUGAGCGAGAGGGUCGCUGGGCAGUUAUCGACCCAACAAAGGAAGAUACAAGUCGUCUAGCUGCCAUAACCUGCUGGGAGGUUCUGCAAGGAUUUUAUGACGCUUUGCCGCAAAUGAGCACGUCAAACAUCUCAUCUAUUGACUUUCAUCUGUGGGCUGAGUCAUUUGGUGGCCACUGGGGCCCCGCGUUCUACACUCUCUUCAAUGAGAAGAACUCCGAGCUCGAUGAAAACACCGCAACUGGCCGCAAGCUAAACUUGAAGAGCCUCGGCAUCGUGAAUGGCAUUGUUGACGAGCACACCCAGACGCGAUACCUGCUUGACUUCACCAGAGGAGAGAACAAUGGAUACGGAGUUGAUCUGAUCAACGACACCAUCUACGAUUACGGGAAGUGGAACCGUGAUCGCCCUGGUGGAUGUCAAGAGAAGCUUGACUAUUGCGACUGGCUUGAGAGGGACUCUAUCGUUCGCCGUUCAGCAUGCUCAGCCGCCCAGUUUAUCUGCCAAUCCGACGUUGAGGGGAUGUUUUACACAUUCAAUCUCGAAGGCCGUGGAACUUAUGAUAUUCGCUUCCGUUCAGGAGAAGACGUUCCGCCCAACUACUGGAGGCCCUACUUGAACACCCGACCAGUCCAAAACGCUCUUGGCGUGGACCUAAACUAUACGUCAAACAAUCUGCUCUACACAGCUUACACCCUCUCUGGAGACUUCGCCGUCGGCUACCUCCCAGACAUCGAAAAGCUUCUUGAGCUAGACGUACAAGUUUCCCUGGUCUUUGGAGAUGCAGACUACAUCUGUAACUGGCUCGGCGGAGAAGCGCUCUCCGUUGCGGCUGAGUGGUCUGGUGCCGAGAACUUCCGUGACGCUGGGUACACGGAGCUUACGGUCGAUGGGGUUGCCUAUGGAGAAACGCGGCAAUACGGAAAGCUGAGCUUCACUCGAGUCUGGAACGCAGGCCAUGAGAUCCCAUAUUUCCAGCCAAAGGCUUCAUUCCAGAUUUUCAACCGAACUACCAACCGGUUUGAUAUUGCGACGGGUGAAGUUGUGAUUACUCCUGAUAGCACCUACAAGACGAACGGAACAGCAAAAACAACGAAGACAACCACUCUACCACCUUUGCCAGCUCAGACGCAAGCUUAA